Messenger RNA from Clonostachys rhizophaga, 1803 nucleotides. Lineage: Eukaryota; Fungi; Ascomycota; Sordariomycetes; Hypocreales; Bionectriaceae. The record is from the annotation of a GenBank genome assembly.
AUGGCCCCCACAGUGUACAAUGAUGUCGAGGUCAUUCAAUUCCCGACCUCGACCGUGACACCUGAGUUUCAUUACAAACCCCCAGCUAACCCAGGCGGACAAACGCUCCUCAGAGCCGGGACCGUUCAGAAAGAAGGUCAUCGGCCACUGUUAUGUGACAUUCUCCUCGAGGAGGAAGUUGCCAUAAAGACCCGGGAUGGCAUCAUUCUCUACGCAGACGUCUUUCGCCCUCCUCAUGACCGUAAGGUGCCUGCAAUCAUCAGCGGAGGACCCUUUGGUAACAGGGGAGGCCCUUACGGCAACAACUUUGACAAGGCUCCCUUUCGCUUUGGUUGUCCUCAUAUCGCUACCUCGGGACUGGAGAAAUUUGAAGGCCUUGACCCAGGGUAUUGGUGUUACCACGGAUAUGCCAUUAUUCAUACUGAUUGUCGUGGAACUUGGAACUCGGAAGGGGAUGCUAUAUUCCCGUCCAAGCAAGAAGGAAAGGACAACUACGAUAUAAUCGAGUUUAUCGCUGAGCAGCCGUGGUGUAACGGACGAGUCUCGAUGGCAGGAAACAGCUACCUGGCGUUUACGCAAUACUACGCUGGCGCAGAGAACCCUCCUCAUCUCGCUUGUCUCGCACCAUGGGAGGGCUUCUCUUCCUUGUACGAGGAUGUCAUUCGCCCCGGAGGCUGCCCGAAUCCAGGGUUCUCGACCGGCAUCAUGCGUGGAGCCUUUGCCAGCUUCAAGGGCAGCAAGGCGCCUGACAUCGGCGCCAUGUGCUACAAGUAUCCUACAUGGAACGACUACUGGGAGGACCAUCGCGUCGCAUUCGAAAAGAUCAAGGUUCCGAUAUAUCUCGUGGCGAGCUGGACCAAUUUCUUGCAUGUUACUGGGACCCUUCGUGUGUGGCAAGGUUGUAGUAGCCGCGAAAAAUGGCUGCGAAUCCACAACACGCAUGAAUGGCCAGACCUGUAUGAUGAGCAAAACACGGUCGACCUGCGUCGGUUCUUCGACCACUACCUCAAAGGGGUCAACAACGACUGGCUCUAUACCCCUCGAGUGAGGAUGUGCGUGUUGAAUGCUGGCGGGAAAGAUAUCAUAAACCGACCAGAGACUUCAUUCCCCUUGGAACGCCAGAAGCCGGUCAAGCUAUAUCUCAACCCUGACGAGAAUACUCUGUCGCGGACACCAGUGUCAAUGGAAACGAUAUUCUCAUACGAUGCCGUGAAGGGUGAUAUAACGUUUAAGCUGCCAGUGACCACUGGGCCCCAGGAAUUCUCAGGAUACAUUAAGCUACGUCUUUGGGCUGAAGCCGAAGGGUCAGACGACAUGGAUAUUUACGCCACGUUACAAAAGUUCAACACCGAGACUGGGCGGCCCCUACAGCCAGUGGUGGUCGACGUCGGCAGACUUCAGCCCAAUGCAGACGAUGUCCGACAGCAGCUCAUCGACAAACCCGAUGGAGACGAGUCGUUUGGCGCCGAGUUCUUCCACGCCGGGCCCAUUGGCUGUCUGCGAGCCAGUCACCGGGAGCUAGACGAGGCAAGGUCCUCAGAGUUCCAUCCUGUUCACACCCACCGGGAGGAGCAGUUGCUGCAGCCAGGUCAGAUUGUCCAACUGGACAUGGCGAUCCCUCCGUACGGUUUCAUCGUCAACGAGGGAGAGGAAGUGCGGUUGACCAUCUCGGGUUACCAUCCUGAUCCGCACUGCCGACCUACCGACCCGAAGCCGCAACUGCGGAAUAGCGGCAGGCAUAUUUUCCAUACAGGUGGUAAAUACGACGCUCAUCUUGUUCUGAUGCAUAUUCCAGGGGCUUGA